Oryzias latipes (Japanese medaka) is the source of this 1938-nucleotide messenger RNA. RefSeq names its product RAB, member of RAS oncogene family-like 2 (gene rabl2). The record is from RefSeq and is a predicted model, not a curated record. Gene Ontology annotation, molecular function: GTPase activity; GTP binding. NCBI's taxonomy places the organism in Eukaryota, Metazoa, Chordata, Actinopteri, Beloniformes, Adrianichthyidae.
AAAACUAAGGAGGGGUCCCGCAAGCGUCCCCGUUGCAUAGAAACGCAAACUGGAUCCUGGAGAUUUUUCAAAGGUUCAGUGUUUACUUGCUUAGAUAAUUGAAGGAUUUCGUUUUGUCCCUUUCCUUUUAAUUAGGCAGAGUACACGCAGUUACUAUUCACUAUAACAGCACGCUACAGGAAAGGCUAAUUCUUUUAGCGGCUAUAAGUAUCUGUUGUCCCGUUUUCAAAAAUGAACCGUCACAGCACCGAUUGAUGAACAAACGCUAACAAACGACGAAAUUAUUGUUGUUUUCAGAUUCAAUUAAGGUCCAAUUCUUUGAUUUUAGUGUUUGAUCGAGCUGUUGAGUAAGAGAAUUCACAAAAAAGGCGAGCCACACGAUGCUAAUGUUAGCUAACCGGUGGCAAACUUGCUAACGCUCCUGCCGUCGGCAGCAAAACCCGCGGGGAGCGGGACUAGACCGUUCUCCGGUGCUUCUCCGAGAAAUUUCCAUGGAAACUGAGGAAAUGGCUGGCGAUGUUGACCAUACUUUUGAUUUAGAGAAAAAGAAAUACGACGCAGAGGAAAACGUGAAGAUAAUAUGUCUGGGAGACAGUGCAGUCGGUAAAUCCAAGUUGAUGGAAAGGUUUCUCAUGGACGAAUAUCGUCCUCAGCAGAUGUCAACAUAUGCAUUGACACUCUACAAGCACACUACUACUCUAGGGAAUAAGAAAGUACUGGUUGAUUUCUGGGAUACUGCUGGCCAGGAAAGGUUUCAGAGCAUGCAUCCUUCCUACUACCACAACGCACAUGCAUGCAUCAUGGUUUUCGAUGUUCAAAGGAAAAUCACCUAUAAGAAUUUAUCCAACUGGUUUAAGGAGUUAAGGGAGUACAGACCUGAGAUACCCUGCUGUGUGGUUGCCAACAAAAUUGAUGCUGACUUGAAAAUAACUCAAAGAAGCUUCAACUUUGCAAAGAAACACGGGCUGCCAUUCUACUUUGUCUCAGCAGCUGAUGGGACCAAUGUAGUUAAGAUGUUCAGAGAAAUGAUCAACAGAGCGUUGGAGUACAAACAAAACCCCAGCGACUUCAUGGAUGAAGUCAUGCAAGAGCUGGAGAAUUUUGACCUGGAGAAAAAAGAGGAGAACUCGGAUGAGGAUGGACUGAAAGCAGAGAAUUUAGAGUUGGUUUGAAUGUUUACACAAAAUAAUUUUUCAUUUUAUAAAAAAAAAUACAUUUUACAGAUUAAUUUCAGCAUCAUACAGCUCUGACAGAUAGUUAAAAAUGAUUUUUUUUCAAUGUUUGGAUUUGGAUUCUCCUGCAGUACAUUCUUGUAAGCAUGUUUUAUACACUUUAUUUAUCCAGUGACAGUAGGAGAGAAAAAACAGACUUUGUAAUAAUUAGUUUGUCUUGUUUAUCAGGUAAACUGUUGAUCUUUUUUUAUCUAUACUCUGGAACACAAGUCUGCUAUCUUAAGAGUGCAAUGUUUUCCCCAAUGUGGAAAAAAAACAACUUUGUCUUAUAAUGUGAAGAAUGAAAUGCUGAGACAUGACAUAACAUAACAUGUGAUUCCAACACAUUUCCUGCUGUUGCCAGUGAUUGUAUGUGUCGUGUGCAGUUUGAGCAGGGAGCUGCAUUGGUUAGCUGCUUUACUUGCAAUAAUUUUGUUAAUUCUUUUUUUUAGCACUAUUACAAAUUAAAGCCUGAUGUACAGAAUGCCCAGCAUUUAUGGUGACUCCUUCUAACUUUCUGUGCUUUAGCAAAGUCUGCUAACUGUAAACAUGAAAUAUUUGUUGAGAGUUCUCUAACAAAGUCACAGGUAAUUCAGUUGUUUAGUUGCUCACCCCUUCAGGAUUCCUGAAUCCUUACAAAAAAAACUAAAUGGAAAUGGAUUCCAUAAUUCUCUGUUAGCUGACUGUUAUACAGUUUUUCCUCCAAAUAAACAGUUAAAAACCGUCA